AUGCCACAGGAUGCACAUGUGCAUCAUAUAGCAAUAAGUGUAUUGAAUGAGACACUAUUAGCGUGCAGAAGAUUACUUGCUUUUGCUAAAGUCUUUUUUCUCACUUUUUCUCACUUUUUCUUUGCUCUUUUUCUCACUUUUCUUUUUCCCACUUUUCUUUCUCUCUCUUUCUCUCACUUUUCUCUUUCUCUCUCUCUCUCUCACUUUUCUUUCUCUCACUUUUCACUUUUCUCUUUCUCUCUCUCACUUUUCUCUUUCUCUCUCUCUCACUUUUCUUUCUCUCACUUUUCACUUUUCUCUUUCUCUCUCUCACUUUUCUCUUUCUCUCUCUCUCUCACUUUUCUCUCUCUCUCUCUCACUUUUCUCUCUCUCUCUCUCACUUUUCUCUCUCACUUUUCUCUCUCUCUCACUUUUCUCUCUCUCUCACUUUUCUUUUCUCAUUUUUUCUUUUCUUCUUUUUCUUUUUUCUUUCUUGUUUUUCUACUAUUCUUUUUUCUUUUUACUCUUUUUUUUUUUACACCAUUUUAUUUUUUUUUACGCUUUUCCCAUUUUUUCCAUUUCUCUUUUUCCUCUUUUCUUUUUUUUCUUUCUUCUACACUUUUUCUCUUUUUUAUUCUUUUUUUCUUUUAUUAA
This is a messenger RNA of Acanthosepion pharaonis, 633 nucleotides long. The record is from the annotation of a GenBank genome assembly. NCBI's taxonomy places the organism in Eukaryota, Metazoa, Mollusca, Cephalopoda, Sepiida, Sepiidae.